Molecule: messenger RNA, 637 nt
Organism: Diachasma alloeum
Lineage: Eukaryota; Metazoa; Arthropoda; Insecta; Hymenoptera; Braconidae
Product: cyclin-dependent kinase 20
Exons: 2
Coding region: 39-398 (119 amino acids)
Source: RefSeq, a predicted model, not a curated record
UGUUUGCUAAGGGUGAAUCAGAUAUCGAGCAACUAGCAAUGGUCCUGCGACAACUUGGUACACCAACAGUGGAAACAUGGCCCGACCUUCACUCUCUCCCUGAUUAUAAUAAAAUAACGUUCCCCUACCAAAAAGGUAUGCUAUGGGAGCAGGUGGUACCGGAUGUCACUUCAGAAGUCCUGGAUCUCAUUCGGAAUAUUUUGGUCUACAAUUCAUCGAAGCGGUUGACAGCAAUUGAUGCAUUGAAACAUAAGUACUUCUACACGCGACCUUACUCCUGCUGCAUUCAAAGAUUGCCCAAACCUCCUUACGAUCAUCGAAAUUUACUGCGUCUGAAGGAUAUUGAUCCUCUAGUUAAACCCACAGUGAUAUUCAAAGAAAUAUUGAAUUUAUCUUAAUCUGAGACUGUUUCCAUUAUUACAUACUAAAGGCGGCUCCUUGCCCACUUCACCCCCCACCCUCGGGGCCAGUAAAGUUUUAUCCAAAUCACACUGUUGCACUCAGCGUAUAACAAUACUCACGAUAUUAUCAUAGAGAUACGAUCACACGUCAGAUGAAUUACUGUGUGACUAAUAAUGUUUAAGAGUUCGUUUAGGUCAAUUAAGAAUUCAUUUUCAAUCACACAUGAAAUCAAAUA